This is a messenger RNA of Sycon ciliatum, 3448 nucleotides long. RefSeq lists its product as uncharacterized. Lineage: Eukaryota; Metazoa; Porifera; Calcarea; Leucosolenida; Sycettidae. The coding region runs from base 1684 to 2874 and encodes 396 amino acids. The transcript has 2 exons. Gene Ontology annotation, cellular component: extracellular region. Gene Ontology annotation, molecular function: cytokine activity; growth factor activity. The record is from RefSeq and is a predicted model, not a curated record.
UCUGUGCAUGUAAAAUACGCGUUUGCCACAGCCCAACUUUCAGCCUGCUACUGCUGCUGCUGCUGCCCUGCGAGGACUCAGCUAGCCUAAAAGCCUGGAGGAAGCAUGGACGGCGGGGCAGCAGCAUGUUACUGCUGCAGCUUCUCUCGAUCUAGUCAAACGGCCUGUGAAGCGAUCGAGAGGCACAGCGGAAAUGGGACAUCCAACCUCAAUGCCGGCCAUUUUCGCUUUUAAUCGGCAGCAAGAUGGUGCGAAAGGAAGUUGGCAGAUGGUCAAGGAGUUUUUCGAAAUCUUUCGGUUAAUGGCUUUGGAAGGUGUAUGAUCUUGAAGGUUCGUUGGCAGCUGCUGUGCAAGCCAGUUUCAACGGCUGUGUGCUGCCGUGCAAGCCAGUUUCAACGGCUGUGUGCUGCCGUGCAAGCCAGUUUCAACGGCUGUGUUUGCUCUGUUACUGGCUGCAGUCUGCUGUCUGCAUGGUCUGAUGUGUUCGUUGCGUUUCAAGCGACCACAGCAGACAGGGCGUCGAUUCACACUGGACGGUCUUGUGCGUCUCUGUGUGAGCGCACCCGACUCCUGCGCUGUCUUCCAGAAAGGCCAUGCCUGCUGUUGAGUUGCUCCAAGCGAAAAGAGAAGGCUAGAAUUAGAGAGGCGCUUUCUAACUCGGCGCCAGUGUCUUCCUUCUACCACCAGGACCAAGUACAGCUAACGACAAGGUCUAUUCUCGGCAUCGACACAUUACAACUACUCGUGUCCAAGCUCCGUGUUGCUGAAGUAUUUCUUUAGGACGCCCUUGUUAUCUCUCUCUCGCUGUGUAUGUGUGUCUGAAUAAGUGUUACAUCUAUCAUUGGACGCUCCCACUGUUACUGCAGCUCUCCCGCCUAGUACUAUAGUAGUACUGCGGCAGUCGUAUGCCGAUAGAGUGAAGUGGAAAACAAUAACCUGACGUGACUUGGUUUGCUGGCACGCUAGUGUUGGACGUUGGGAAAUCUACGAGUGGUGGCGUUUGGUGGACAGGACUGUUCGUGAUAAAUGCAGGUGAUCUAUUGCUGCGGACCUCCGUACUACGCCUGUCGACUCUGCAAAUCUGUAAGGUUCUUAGCGUAAAUAAACUCCUGCAGCUAGGGAAAUUGUUGAGAGGUCGCUUCAUGCUUUAUCGUCGAUCACUUGAUAGUCCUUGGCUUCCGCCUGAUAGCGUUGGACGAACGACUUCUACUCGACUCGACUGUUUGCGUGGAUAUAGAAGAGUCAAAUUCUUCUUUCCUGUUUUGACAUAUCGUCAGGUGUCAAGUCGUGUGAACUCUACGACGCUGUAACACGCUGUGUGGCCGAAGUCGAAAACCACACUUUCCAGCAGAAGGCGGACGAAUUCCUCUUCUACUAGUUCUAGCUGUCGUCGCUAAUCAAAUCAGCAAACACCAUCUAUACCACAUCGUCCGUGUGUUGUACCAGCUUGCCCACGCCUCGCAACACAAUCUACAAACUUAGUGCGAGUGGUAACACAGUUCCCACUACUUUGUCAGGACUGUACCGGGCCAGCGUGUCAGUCAGUGAUGUUAUGCUGUGGAUACUGCGGAUCAUUGCGCUCAGUCGACACCUUUCAACUCCUCCAGUCAAGAAUCCAUGUUUUUCAGACUCUGAACGAAAACAUACAUCGGAGAGUGGUCGCUGCGGUUCUAUUUCUGCGUGAUGUGUUCCUUCGUAAAAUGUUUGGAAUGGGAGAGAUGGCUGCAAUGCGUGGUGUUGCAAUUGCUCAUAGUGCAGCUACUGCUGUCAAACGCUAUACAAACAUUUGGACAAGAUAGUGAAGUUGUGGAUAACUUGCCAGAACCGCUGAGAAGUGUUUAUCUUGAACGAAUGGCACCGAAUUGGCAUCCGAAGGAGAGCGUUUGGUCUGACAGGGCGAUGGAAAUUCGGACACAGCCUUUCAGAGGAUGCCAUCAUAGGAGUCUGUUUCAAUUCAGUGUCGGAGGGGUCAAACUGGCCUGGGCAGAAGCCAGGCAUCUGCUAAAAGCUGAACUACGCUUGCUGGAUUCCACUCCAGUACAAGCAGUGAGAGUAGGAGGAGGAGGAGGAGGAGGAGGGGUGCCUCACCUCACUGAAUACCUUGUGACAAUGUCCUGCCGUCACAUAGGAAGAGUGUUUACAGAGCAGGUAACAGCCGCUCCACCCUCACUGGUGCUUGAUAUCACACAGCCAUUCAGGCAGGUCAUGGACCGCAUAGCCAGACACCAGCAACGCCAUCGCACAGAUGACCGACUGAACGGUGCAGGCAACGCACAACGUUGCGACAUCGCUGUCCAUGCCAUUUCGGGAGACACGGCAGUUGCACCUCAACCUCGACUGCUGAAGUGCAAUGCUACACAGUACAACUCUUCAUCAUCUCCACUGCUGCUGGUCUAUUAUGAUGACAUCAUUGAGACAUCAGAAGCUGCCAGUUCACCGUCUUCAGCCGCUCAUUUGGAGGUUGACAGCAUACCCGAUGUACAUAGUCGUGAAAAAAGAACAGCGGCCGCUACCAAUGUGGAUUGGGCCAGUAAAUUGCAGGAGCCUUGCCAGCUUGUUCGCUACAUCACACCCACUCAGCAGUUGAUGACGGACAUGAAAGUGCUGAGUCCGCCGGCAUUGGAGUUGAACGCAUGCGUCGGCCGAUGCCAUUACAUCACGAAUGACAUCAGCCAAACGACACACUCGCACAUUCAGGGUGUACUCCACUACUAUGGGCUAAACGAGAAUGCCCCUUCGGAACAACUGAUCCUGGACGCAUGUUGUGUGCCCAUUCAGCUAAGCAGUGUGUCCAUCGUAUCAACGAAUGCCAACCAUGCAUUCAUCCUGAGAACGUACCCGCAAACGCUAACAGAGCGCUGCGGUUGUAGAUAAUACUAACAGAGCGCUGCGGUUGUAGAUAAUACUAACAUUGCUUGAGUGAUGGCCUUGAUCUUGAUACUGAUGGUGUACAUCGACACACGGGCAUAUCUUUCCUCUCUUCUCUGUACUCUCUCUCUCUCUCUCUCUCUCUCUCUCUCUCUCUCUCUCUCUCUCUCUCUCUCUAUCUAUCUAUCUAUCUAUCUAUCUAUCUAUCUCUAUCUAUCUAUCUAUCUAUCUAUCUAUCUAUCUCUCUGUCUAUCUCUCUGUCUCUGUCCCUUGAAACAGCUAUCCAAGUACUAGCAAAGCAUACACUGAAUUGCAGGCAGGUUCUUAUUGAAGCAAGUUAGCCAUCAAUCUAUAACAAUUCCAAAGAAGGCCUUGAUGAUGUCGUUGAGCUCCAGCCAUACGUGAUUUGACUUUGCAUUGUGUUGAUCCUACCCAGAUUUCCACUCGCCAUAUAACAUAUUGAUUUCAUACAGUUGAAGAAUAUUGUCUAUGAAAUAUUGACUUCUUGCUGGCUCUAUAUCAACUUCAAGAGACGUGUUGCUAUAUACAGACUGAACAAUUCCCAGCAACGCUAAUCCUA